Beta vulgaris subsp. vulgaris (sugar beet) is the source of this 1640-nucleotide messenger RNA. RefSeq names its product F-box/kelch-repeat protein At3g06240. The transcript has a single exon. Gene Ontology annotation, molecular function: protein binding. The record is from RefSeq and is a predicted model, not a curated record. NCBI's taxonomy places the organism in Eukaryota, Viridiplantae, Streptophyta, Magnoliopsida, Caryophyllales, Amaranthaceae. The coding region runs from base 285 to 1640 and encodes 451 amino acids.
UAAUAAUAAUAGUAAUAAUAAUAAGUAGAGUAAUUGAGUGUGUUAAAAUUUAAAUAAUAAAAAGAACGAACAAGUUUCUAAAAAAAAGAAAAAAAAAAUCAGUUGAGGUCUUAUUGAUAAGUGUUUUUUUUUUUUUUGAAUAGUAAGGUCUUAUUGAUAAGUUGUUACAGAUGUAGAAUAGAGUUACUUAUCCUAACCCUAACCCUAAACUUAUAAAUUAUAGUCCCCAAACCCUAAAGAAAAUUUUAGUCCCCCAAAAAUUGGCAACUCUUUAUUCUCCUCCCAUGCACGGCAAAAGAAGAAAAAGAAAGACUACAAUGAAUAGGAAAGAGGAAAAGAAGAUGAAGAUGAUUUCUUCUUCUCCUGAAGAUUUGAUCCCUGAUAUCCUCCUACAAUUACCUGAAGAUUUGAUCACUGAAAUCCUCCUACGGUUACCUGUAAAAUCCCUUUUAAGAUUCAAAUCAGUCUGCAAAAAAUGGAAUUCUCUAAUCACAAACCCUACCUUUGCCAAAUCACACCAUCAACAUUAUACAACACAUUACAAUCUUUCAUCAUCUUAUCUUGUCAUAAGAUCAAAUCAUUCUAUGUUCACUCUUCAUCUCGAUCUCAAAGAUCGCCUCGAUAACCCUAUUCAAGAAUUUAAUAAUGGCAAAUUUGCACCAAUAGCUCCUGCAUUCAACGCAACUUACAAAAAUGAUGGCAUUCAUGUUUUUGGAUCCUCGAAUGGUAUACUAUGCAUCUAUGUUCGCAGCACGAAAAACAUUUAUCUUUGGAAUCCUACUAUCAACGAGUCUAGGCUUAUCCCAUCACCUAUCUCAAUACAUUCUCAAUCUUUAUGCAAGCACUCUUUAUGUGGGUUUGGUUUCAUCCCCUCGAUUAACGACUACAAAAUUGUGUUGGUAUUAAAUUACCCAAAUUACAAACUACAAGUUCAUGUGUACUCAUUGAGGAAAAAUGAGUGGCGAGAAUUAGAUAGCUCUAUUGUUGCAAAAUCUAUGAAGAUACCCACCCUUAAUGUACAUUUUCAUGAUAUAAGUAAUACUAAUACUAGAAGUGAAGGUAGCAGAUGUAGUGAGGCAAUUUUAUUGAAUGAUGCAUUAUAUUGGGCAGUUUGUGCUCAUAUACAUAAACAGGUAACUCUUACUGUUAAAUUUGAUAUGGUAAAUGAAAGUUUCGAAACGGUGGCGGAACAUAACCAGAUCCACCACAUUGAUGGCAAAGAGGGAAGGUAUUUGGCGGAGACAUUGUUGGGAGUAAUGGAAUACAAUAAGUUGUGUUUGUGUCAACGAUAUGGAGGAAAAGAGCCUCUUCUUGUUGAGAUGUGGGUUUUGGAUGAUCAACACCAAAGAUGGAACAAGAUGUUUAGAUUGAAAGGAGGAUGGAAUAAUUACAAUAAUUUCAGAAAGGUAUUUCCUAAAUUGAUGAGAAUUACUGGUAAUGGUGGAGUUUUGAUAUUUGAUGACAAACGUUAUGAAGAUUUGCCAAUGGAAAGGUCACUUAUUUUUGAUGCACGUCAAGGUAGAAUAGGUUCGUUCAUUCAAGUUAGAAAUGAAUAUUGCACACCUUAUAAUUCUAGAAGUUCUUUCGAAAUUGUGAAUUAUGUUCAAAGUCUCGUUUCUCCCAAUUCGAUUUUAUUGUAG